AUGGUGUACGGCAAACGAGAGGUGCUGAUGUUCCCCGGUGCUGUGCAGAUGGAAAAUCUCGUAAAAGGAUUGCGAAUCCUGGAGAUAUGCGUGAUCUCAAUAGACUAUUUUCGCGAGUACAUCCUCAAAGUGGCGUCUAUUCCCUUCAGAUUCAAGGCAGGCGGCAGCGGCAACAUGGGACCCGUCGCAGUGCAGUCGCACCACCACCGCAGCACUACCAAGCAGAACAAGAAGGGCUUCAAGGCGCGACAUGCCACCAAAGGCGCAUUGAAGGAGAUUAGCAAGGGCAAAGUCGAAGGAUUGUCAUUUGAACGGGGCGUCCGCAGAACCCCACACCAGCAAGUCAUGUCUAAAUUCGACCGUCGCAACCGCGCGAAGCAGAUGCGCCUGAACAAGGACAGCGAGCAUGCGAAGAACACCAACGUCUUCGCUGGCAAGGAUGGUGCGCCACGCAUUGUUGCUCUCGUCCCGUUGUGCUCCGACAUAUCCACCGCAGCAGCUGCACGCAGCCUCAACGCCGCCCUUGACAUUGAAGAAGAAGUGCCCGAGGCGGGGUGGACAAGGACAAAUGUCGACCGAUUCAAGCAGAAGAUACAGUACCUGGUCGUCAAGCGAGACUUGCUGGAGUGUUUGGAUGCCUGCCGCAUCGCCGACUUUGUGGUUUUCAUACUGUCCGCAUCAGAAGAGGUGGACGCCGAGGGCGAGCUCAUCCUAAAGUCAGUGGAGAGCCAGGGCAUCUCAAACACAUUUACUGUGGUACAAUCACUCGACAAGGUUGAACCAGCAAAGGCGAAGCCGCAAGUCAUCUCCUCACUCAAGUCGUACAUCACACACUGGCUACCAGCUACUGAGCGCGUCUACUCUCUCGACAACCGACAAGAAGCAUCGAACCUGGUCCGAUCGCUUUGCACAACCACGACCAAGGGGGUGAGAUGGAGAGACCAAAGGAGUUACAUGUUCAUCGAAGACAUUGCAUGGGAAGGGGGGAAAUCUGCAGUCAACGAGAACGGGACUAGCGAGGUUGUGCUCACUGGUGUCGUACGAGGUCUUGGUCUCAAGGCCGACAGGCUGGUCCAAGUCGGCGAUUGGGGUGACUUCCAGAUUGACAAAAUCGUGGCGGCACCACUAGAAGUCAAGAAGAAGGGCAAAGUUGAAGACAUGAUGGUUGACGGAGAAAAUGAUGGCAUCCUAGAACAGCCAACAGAAGAGCAGGACGAUUUGGCCGAUCUUGCGCCGGAAGAGACCAUCAUGGACGACGUGACAAACUACGCAGCCUCGGUAGCACCGUCAGAGCGCAAAGGAGUUCUGCUGGACGACCACCACUACUUUUCAGACGAAGAGGAGGAGAACGCACCAACAAAGCCCAAGCGACUACCAAAGGGCACCAGUAAAUACCAGAGCGCAUGGUACCUCGACGAUGUGUCUGACUCGGGCUCUGACCUCGAGGAUUUUGACAUGGAGGACGUGUCCGAGACCGCACAGGAUCCAGCAGCACACCCCGCAGAUGGCGAGGAGGGCAUGGAUGUUGACGGAAAAGCCAUGACUGAGGGCGGGCCUUCGGAGUAUCCUCAAUCAGAAAUGUUUAUGGAUCCUGCACCAGAAGACGAGGCCGAGCAGAUUGAGGCGUACCGCAAGACCAGGAAAACCGAGCAAGACGAAGAUCUCGAAUUCCCUGACGAGAUCGAGCUGCAUCCAAAUGUCAACGCUCGCGAGCGUUUGAUCAAGUACCGAGGACUGAAGAGUCUCAGGUCUAGUGUCUGGGAAACUGAAGAGGACCGACCAUAUGAGCCCCAAGAGUGGCAGCGCCUCCUCGAAAUCUCAGACUACAAGCGCACUGCAACAAAAUUCAUGCGUGAAGCCUGGGCUGGCGGUGUCGCGCCUGGCACGAGAGUCAACGUUCACCUCCGCGGCGUUCCUCUAUCCUUCCAAAACUCAUCUCGACCACUCGCCGCCUUCUCUCUCCUGCGCCACGAACACAAGCGCGUAGCAUGCAACUACAGCAUGCUCGUAUCUUCGGAGCACGAAGCGCCCAUCCGCUCCAAAACCGAGCUCAUCGUGCAGUGCGGCCCUCGCCGCAUGGUCAUCAACCCGCUCUUCUCUCAAGCCGGCAACACGCCCAACAACGUGCACAAAUUCGACCGCUACUUGCACCCAGGCCACUCAGCCAUCGCAUCCUUCAUCGGACCGCUAACAUGGGGCAACGUCCCAUUACUCUUCUUCCAGCGCACCGAUCCCGAGGAUCUGACAACUUCUUCCCUGCGUCUAGUCGGCACGGGAACAUCCCUCCCGCCAUCGUCCAACCGCAUCAUCGCGAAACGCAUCAUUCUCACGGGCCACCCGUACAAGAUCAACAAGCGCGUCGUCACGGUGCGAUACAUGUUCUUCCACGAUACUGACGUCAGGUGGUUCAAGAGUCUGCCGCUUUGGACCAAGCGCGGAAGAAGUGGAUUUAUCAAGGAGAGUCUGGGUACGCAUGGAUACUUCAAGGCAAACUUUGAUGGCAAGAUUAAUCCAAUGGAUGCGGUGGCGGUCAGCUUGUAUAAGAGGGUGUGGCCCAGGGGAAGUCGCAUGUGGAGGGCUGAUGAGUAG
Parastagonospora nodorum SN15 is the source of this 2589-nucleotide messenger RNA. RefSeq lists its product as hypothetical. Gene Ontology annotation, molecular function: GTP binding; GTPase activity; U3 snoRNA binding. The record is from RefSeq and is a predicted model, not a curated record. The transcript has 4 exons. NCBI's taxonomy places the organism in Eukaryota, Fungi, Ascomycota, Dothideomycetes, Pleosporales, Phaeosphaeriaceae. Bases 1 to 2589 code for a protein of 862 amino acids. Gene Ontology annotation, biological process: endonucleolytic cleavage of tricistronic rRNA transcript (SSU-rRNA, 5.8S rRNA, LSU-rRNA); ribosome biogenesis; maturation of SSU-rRNA from tricistronic rRNA transcript (SSU-rRNA, 5.8S rRNA, LSU-rRNA). Gene Ontology annotation, cellular component: nucleus; preribosome, small subunit precursor.